GUGAUCCUGACACGUGAAUGCUCCCAAAGGAGCAUAAUCCAUCCAUGCAUCGGAUCCAUGUCCUCCAACAAUAGUGUGUUCUGGUCUUGGAGCCAGAGGAAAAGUGGAGGGGAGAGGAAUCUAGAGGCAGACUGAUUUUUCUCGGGGGCAGUAACUGGCCAGAGGGGCUUAAAGGACUUCAAAGGCAGAAUAGGAAAAACUUGCCUGGAAACGUAAUGUUUUACUCCUUAUAUUGACUUGCCGUUUGCCUCUUCCACAUAUGAACCGCGUUUAGAACGUUAGUAACACUUGAAAGCGCAAUGGCACAGCCGCUGGGUUUCAUGCAUCAUGAUCAUUGCUCCAGCAGCGAGCGGAGUGACGACUCGCCGUCAGCCGUGUCCGAGGAUGACUCUAGCGGGCACUGCGGCCACAUCUCCCCGCCUGACCCAGACUGGACCGAGGAAAGGUUUCGAGUUGACCGCAAGAAACUCGAAACUAUGUUACUGGCGGCCAGUGAGGGGAGGAUAAAUGGAGGAGAGGAUUUUUUUCAGAAGGUCAUGGAUGAAACCAACACUCAGAUUGCCUGGCCAUCCAAACUGAAGAUUGGAGCAAAGUCAAAGAAAGAUCCACAUAUUAAGGUCAGCGGAAAAAGGGAAGAUGUGCAAGAGGCAAAAGAGAAAAUAAUGUCCGUUCUUGACACAAAGAGUAAUCGUGUGACCCUGAAGAUGGACGUGUCACACACCGAGCACUCCCAUGUUAUUGGGAAAGGAGGGAAUAACAUCAAACGAGUGAUGGAGGAGACUGGUUGUCACAUACACUUCCCUGACUCCAACAGACACAGCCAGGGCGAGAAGAGCAACCAGGUGUCAAUAGCGGGGCAGCUGACUGGCGUGGAAGCAGCCAGAGUUAAAAUACGAGAGCUGUUGCCGUUGAUGCUGAUGUUUGAAUGCAGUGGUCCGGUGCAGCAUGUGGACUGUUCCUCUCCUGUAGUUCAGCAUAUUUCCCACACUUACAACGUCUCCAUCUCCUUCAAACCACCCUCUCGUCUCUAUGGCAACACUGCCAUCGUCCGUGGCAACCAGAACAAUGCCAGUGGCGUUAAGCAUGGUACAGCUUUGUUAUUGGAGCACCUAGCUGGGUCUUUGGCCAGCUCAGUGCUGGUCAGUACACAACUGGACAUCGCACCCCAGCACCACAACUUCCUUCUGGGGCGCAACGGAGCCAACGUCAAGAAUAUCUCCCAAAACACUGGAGCCCACAUACACUUCCCCGAGCUCAACAAUCACAGCACACUCACUAACCGCUCUUCAGUCUACAUACAGGGCAGCAUUGAUGCCGUAUGUGCGGCUAGACAGCAGCUAAUGGGCUGUCUGCCGUUGGUGUUGCUGUUUGACAUUAAGGAGGAGAUGGAGGUGGCGUCUCAGGUCAUCACGACCCUUAUGGAGCAGCUGGAUGUCUUCAUCAGUAUUAAACCUAAACCGAAGCAACCCAGAAAGGUAGUAAAUAGCCAGCUCUUUUGUGUACACAUGGUACAUUUAGCCUCUGUCACUGACUAUAUGUCUCUUUCUCAGUCUGUGAUAGUAAAGAGUGUGGAAAGGAAUGCUGGGAGUAUGUAUGAGGUACGCAGGAUACUGUUGGGGCUGGAGUCCAGCUGUGUGCCGCCUCCUAUCAGCCAUGUGGCUGUUAACGGACAUGCUCCUGCCUCCCCUCCCCUGCCUGGCUCCAUUGGACUGGACACCCUCGCUUCAGCUGGACUGAGGCUAAGCACUCUGGCUGGUCUUCUAAGGUCAUCUGUCAGCUCCAUCCCUAAUGGUUCCCCAAACCCAAACUGUGUUCUUAAGGGGCACGGCUCUGUGUUAAAGAUUCAGAACGGAGCAUUGAACAACACACAGCACAUUCAUUCACCUUCACAGACACAUUCACAUGCUCCUGGUCACACACCUUCACUUUGGGCCAGUGCACUCAGUUCAUCAGCUAACACAACAGGGUUUUCCACAGACCUGAUGCUGCAGUCAGUUUCUCAGUCGACUCUCAGUGGUCUUCUGCUCUCAGGGGUCCAGAGUCAAGCACAUGCUCACACACCAUCCCCUCCACCUGGACUCGCACCAAUACACAAACCAGCCAGUGCAGAACAUCUCAAUGGACAUAGUUAUUACAGUCGAAUCUCCUCUGUAUCACUGAACUCUGCCCACUGUGACACAACCCAGGAAGUUAUUGGACAUGCCCAAUCAGAAUCGAUUUCAAAUAAAUCUACAGAUGAAGGCUCGGAUACGUUUGUUGAAGUGGGCAUGCCCAGAAGCCCGUCUCACUCAGCCAAUGGGAGUGAACUGAAGCAGAUGCUGGCCUCGUCAGGGAAACGACAAACAGUGGAACUUCUGCAGAGAGCCAAGAACUCAAUUCUUCAUGUUGAGUGUGUGUUGUCUGAUUCUGAUUGUGAGAACCCUGUGGCGGACAAAAGAGCACCAGGAAGUGAGAGAGCUGCAGAAAGACGACUUGCACCACAUAUGCAGGCUUUUGACUAUGAAAAAAAGAAGCUACUGGCCACUAAAGCCAUGCUAAAGAAGCCGGUUGUGACAGAGGUUCGGACCCCGACAGAUACCUGGAGCGGAUUGGGCUUUUCUAAAUCAAUGCCAGCAGAGAGCAUGAAAGAGCUGCGCAGGGCACACCAUGUACCGUAUAAACCCAGCAUAAGCACAACUUAUGAGGACUCUCAUCUAUCUCUCUCACAAUCUGGGAGUCAGGAGGGUUUGGGUAACGACACCGAAUCUGAUAAUUGGGGGGAUUUGAAUGGGAACGGACUGCCAGGAAAUUCAGAAUAUUCCCCUGCUGUCAGCAGCUCAAAGAGAAUCAAGAACAAAUCUCUAGGUGAGCAGUAUCUCAGCAGCAGUAAUUAUAUGGACAGUAUCUCUAUGUCUGGCAGCAAUGGCUGCUCUCUCAAUUCAUCUCUUAAAGGAACAGAUCUCCCUGAGCUGUUCAGCAAACUCGGUCUCGGCAAAUACACAGACAUCUUCCAGCAGCAGGAGAUAGAUCUGCAAACAUUUGUCACACUAACGGAUCCAGACCUGAAGGAAUUGGGAAUCUCAACAUUUGGUGCUCGCAGGAAAAUGUCACUGGCGAUCUCGGAGUUGAAUAAGAGCAGGAGGAAGCUCUUUGAUACACCCAACAUUCGCUCCUCCUUCCUAGAAGGCGGGGCCAGCGGUCGUCUGUUGCGCCAGUUCCACCCAGACAUGGCGAGUGUCAGUGGUCGCUGGUGAUCUCUUACCUGUGGGAAUGUGAACCCCAAACCACUUCAUACAGGACUCUUAUUGAUACAGAAAGCCAUAAAGCAAUGCAGAUUGUCUCAGAUCUAAAAAAAAAAAAAAUGUUAUGAAGGUUGCUUUUUGUGCCUAAAUAUAUGGAAGGGAAUUUAGAAACUUUUGUUAAGAGAAUGUGCUGUUAAUGUUGUCGUGUGUUUACUCUGGAUGAACAGGCAAAGCACAGAGUUAAAAACUAACCGUACUGUCAGCAAGAGUGCUUCAGUAUUGGUGUCUAGCACUUUAAUCUCUAAACUCUGCUGUUUUUGCCGGUAGGUUGUAUGCAGUGUCUUUCUUUUGUAACAUUGGGCUGUCCAGUAGCAAACCCACUUAUUUAGUAGGAAUUUCCAGAUAACACUCAAAAGAUCAUCUGCUUGGCAAUCACAACCAGCUGAUGCUUAUGUUGUUUACCGGACUGUUAUAUUCAUAUUCAGUUUAAUUACGCAUUGGUUAUUGUGGUCUUAUUGUAUUUUAAAUAUAUUCUAUUUAAUUUUAUAGUUUCAUUAUGUUUUCAUAUUUUUUAUGUUAAUCUUUUUAAAAGGCAUUAUGUUUAUUUUUUUGUUUUGGUUGUUUUGACAUAAUUUGUUUUUAUUGUUUAAUCUGUGGUCAGAUUUGUCAGAAUGUGUAAUAGUAAUCUCAGACAGAUGUCAGCCAUUCUUAUGGUGUAAAUGAAGUCUUUUUUGAAGGAAUACUGUAUGUUUGGAAAUAUUAUCCAUAAAAUUCCUGUUAUUUGUUUAGGAAAAUCUUUAAUAAGUAUUUACAUUAUUACUCGUAGCACAGACAUCAAAUUUAAGCUGUCUUAGGUACUUUUCAAGUCUAAGUGGGGUGUUUGUUGAAGUUUAAUGUUGGUAUGUGCAAACACGUAUCUGGCAGGUGUUUUUUUUUUCAGGUUUGUGUGCAUAAUUAUGUGCAUGUUUGUACUAAUCCAUUAAUCAUAUCUCAAAGCCAUAAAUGAAACUCGAAGGCUACUGUUGGUAAAUUUAUGAUUUUUUAGAUACUUGCUUUUGAUCAGAAAUUACAUUUUUUGUUCAUCAU
Molecule: messenger RNA, 4307 nt
Organism: Carassius auratus (goldfish)
Lineage: Eukaryota; Metazoa; Chordata; Actinopteri; Cypriniformes; Cyprinidae
Product: protein bicaudal C homolog 1-B-like
Exons: 20
Coding region: 300-3233 (977 amino acids)
Cellular component (GO): cytoplasm
Molecular function (GO): RNA binding; protein binding
Source: RefSeq, a predicted model, not a curated record